CCACUUUCCUGACGACUGUGCGUCUUAUUCACUAAAAUAUCUUUAACCAUUAUUCAAAGAACAUGUGAAAUUCCAGUAAAAUUUAUCAUUCAGUCGAAUGAUUGUGCUCUGAAAAGAAAAAGCGAAGGGUGCAAAAAAAAAAAAAAAAUCCUACUUUUGAAUUAAAUGCAUAUUUCUUUAAAUUGGUUGAGAUUUGUAACCCCCUCUACUAAAAAACCUCCUCGUUUUCAUCUCAGUUGCUUGCCUUCUUCUUCGUCUUGUUUUUCUUCAGUGGUUUUUGCAAUGUCUUAUGAUAAAGAGAUCGCUGCUGCCAAGAAAGCUGCCUCUUUGGCUGCUCGUCUCUGCCAGAAAGUGCAAAAGGCUUUACUUCAAUCAGAUGUUCAAUCCAAAAAUGAUAGAACUCCUGUAACAGUUGCUGAUUAUGGCUCACAAGCACUGGUUAGUUUUAUGCUGCAGCACGAAUUUCCUGGUGAAUUCUCAUUAGUUGCCGAGGAGGAUUCUAAAGAUCUUCGCAAGGAUGGUGCCCAGGAAAUAGUAGAGCGCAUUACCAAACUUGUGAAUGAUUCUCUAACUAUUGAUGGAUCAUACAGUGUUACUUUAUCCACAGAAGAUGUUCUCAAGGCCAUUGACAGUGGCAAAUCUGAAGGUGGUUCCCAAGGUCGACACUGGGUUUUGGAUCCUAUAGAUGGUACUAAAGGGUUUCUAAGAGGAGAUCAAUAUGCAAUAGCGUUGGCUUUGCUAGACAGAGGAAAAGUUGUUUUGGGUGUGCUGGCUUGUCCAAAUCUUCCUUUAGCUUACAUCAGUGAUGCUAAUCAGCACUCUCCAAAUAAUGAAGUUGGUUGUCUUUUCUUUGCUGAAGUUGGUGGAGGAACUUAUAUGCAGCCACUUGACAGUUCUUCAACGGUGAAGGUGCAAGUAAGUGCUGUUGAAAAUCCUGAAGAAGCAUCACUCUUUGAGUCAUAUGAAGCAGCACAUUCCAUGCAUGAUUUAUCUAGUUUAAUUGCCCAAAAACUUGGCGUCAAAGCACCACCAGUUAGGAUUGAUAGCCAGGCAAAGUAUGGUGCUCUUUCCAGAGGAGAUGGAGCCAUUUAUCUGCGUCUUCCUCACAAAGGGUACCGAGAGAAAAUAUGGGAUCAUGCUGCUGGGUAUAUUGUUGUGACUGAAGCUGGGGGUGUGGUCACUGAUGCUGCUGGGAACCCAUUGGAUUUUUCCAGGGGAAAGUAUCUUGAUCUGGAUACAGGCAUCAUUGUUACCAAUCAGAAGUUGAUGCCAUUACUCUUAAAGGCAGUUAGAGAAUCCCUGGAGGAGAAAGCUUCAUCCUUGUGAUUCGAUUUACAGGCAGGGUUUUUUAUCCUUUCCUCAUUUAAUCAUUUAUUUCCUUUGCUUUCCCAUCAAGGCAAGGGCCCCUGGCUUUAAUGCAUCUAUUUUUGGUGUGAAAAUUUCGUGGUUAUCCUCAAAAUAGGGCGCCCUACUUUAUGAGGCAAAAGCUUAUGGGUCCAAACUCCUUAAUGGCAUUGCAUUUGAAGUUGCAUUUGAUUGCAGCCAGUGAAUUUUAACGCAAUUGCAAUAGCAAGCACCAUUAAAAUUGUAAUAUAAAAUCCCAAUUUUGGUUAAGUUUUUAUUUUUCCCAAAUGCAGUGUAAACAAUUUUUAUUAAAUUAUUAAAAAUAUAAAUGUCCUAAUUUAUUUUUUUUGUAUUGACAAAUAAUUCUGAGUCUAACUAUAAAGUAAAUAAAUUUUUUAUUUUAAUUAUUUCGGAAUC
Molecule: messenger RNA, 1761 nt
Organism: Durio zibethinus
Lineage: Eukaryota; Viridiplantae; Streptophyta; Magnoliopsida; Malvales; Malvaceae
Product: 3'(2'),5'-bisphosphate nucleotidase 1-like
Biological process (GO): sulfate assimilation; phosphatidylinositol phosphate biosynthetic process
Molecular function (GO): 3'(2'),5'-bisphosphate nucleotidase activity
Source: RefSeq, a predicted model, not a curated record